ACAUCCUCCCCUGCCUCCAAGUCGUCGUCCACCCAUGCGUCAUCAUCAGGGAAUGGCAGCACCGAUGAAGCCACCCAAACGUUGUUGAGUUUCCAGAUGGGUGUAAGGAGAAAAAGAAAAAUUACAAGUUCACUAAACGCACCACAGAAAUCCAUAAAGAAGUAAGAUAAUGUUAUAUGUUAUAUUUUGUAAUUUACAUAGAUGUUAAGGGAUUGAAGUUGAAUUGUGAACUAUAUGCCUGGACAUUGGUUGAAGGACAUGUUAGCUGAUACCUUAAUGUUAAAUGUGAACUAUAUACCUCUUAUUAAUGUUAAGUUUGGCUGUUAAGUGUUAAGGUUUAUAGCGUAACUGUUACAGUUCAUUGUUGCAUGUUAACUAUUGGAUGUUGGAUGUCAAGUGUUGUUGAUGUUAAAUGUUUAAUUAUAAUACAGGAAAAAGUCAGGUGCUGCUAAAAUUAGACCCACUGCAAGUUUCUCCGCAUAUUGUAAAUUUAUGAAAGUCCUCGAACCGAGAAUGCGGCAGUGUCAUUGGGAUGCAUACCAAGGGUGUACAUUCCAGCAUUAUGUAAAGUUUGGCCCCCCAGCAAAAGAUCGACCCACGCUGGAACUUGUAUUGAGACACUAUAAGGGUAAUGAAGUGGCGUUUUCUCUGCCCGAUGCCGAAAGUGGGAGAGAAAAGGUUGUUAAUUUUGAUUUGGACUGGGUGCAUGAACAUACAGGUUUCCCAAUUGAUGGGGAAAUAAUUUACAAUAAUAGAGAUCCUUACCCUAGGCUUUGGGUGGAGUAUUUUCAUAAACGUUUUACUAGAAAGGGAAAGAAAUCAGCGAAGAAUAUGCGGCGAUAUGUGGAAGAGCUACUGCAAUCUCUUGUUGAAUCAAGAAAGAAGAAGGAUAUUGAAGAUUUUGUGUUACUGCAGAUACUUUAUCAAUGUUCAUUGAUGUGGUGCCCUAGCAGUGUCCAAGGCAUCCCAAGGCUCUUGUUCAAAUAUGUUGAUUCAAUUGAAAGAGUGAGGAAUGUGGCCUGGGGGAAAUACAUCUAUGAUCAGACGAAGAAAGGAAUUAAGAUUGCCAGGGAAGGUCUGCACAGGUCAGGAAUAAGCUAUGUACCUGGAUGCAUGCCUUUGAUCCCUGUAAGUUGGAUUAAUCUGUGCAUGUGAACGCUUGCUUGUUUUCUGUCAACUUACGUCAAGAAACCAUUAAGGCUUACUGGUUCAUGUUAACUAUUCUAAGGAUCUUGUUAACUAUAUUUCGGUUCAUGUUAACUUUAGUGUUUCCAGUAUUAAAGUUGGUGUUGUCAGUGUUAACUAUAUUGCAAGAUGAGUUCUGUUAACUAUAUUCAUGUUUAAAAGAUUAGUAUUGCAUACUAACAUGUAUUAAUUGCUUGCAGCUAUGGUAUUAUGAAAUGACGGGGAUUAAAAGAUAUGCCUUGAGCAAUAGAUCCAAACCACCCCUCACUAACUGGGUGAAGAUUGGUGAGAAGUAUGGAUCUUUUAGAAAUAGAACAAUAGUUGCCAAGGCUGCAAAAGCUAGCAUCCAGGUUGUACAAAAACCAAUAGCUGAAAUUGGCCCAUCCGAUGAGAAAUAUCCAAUCAGAAGGCCAUUGAUGAGGCUUAGAAGGGAAGGGAUUGUACCACAAUUACCAGUCGUACAUAGGGAGGCCAAGAAAGCAGCAGUAAGGAAGAGGAAGAUUGAAGAAGAAAAGAAGGUUGAAAAGAAGGAAGAAGAGAAGGAACAUGAGAAGAGAUGGUCAAUAGGUUUGGUAAGUUCUAAGGUGCUAAAUAUUAUCACAAGAAUACAUAACAUGUUAGCAACAAUAGAUAACA
Asparagus officinalis (garden asparagus) is the source of this 1821-nucleotide messenger RNA. RefSeq lists its product as uncharacterized. Bases 493 to 1155 code for a protein of 220 amino acids. The record is from RefSeq and is a predicted model, not a curated record. The transcript is spliced from 2 exons. Lineage: Eukaryota; Viridiplantae; Streptophyta; Magnoliopsida; Asparagales; Asparagaceae.